Amoebophrya sp. A25 is the source of this 2559-nucleotide messenger RNA. The record is from the annotation of a GenBank genome assembly. Lineage: Eukaryota; Dinophyceae; Syndiniales; Amoebophryaceae.
UCUAAAACGGCACGCUCCAGGGAUUGUCAUGAUACCACCUAAACAGACAGCGUCAUGCUCAUGAGAAAAUUGAAAUUGUUGCCUUGAUAAUUUCUUGCACUACCCCACCUCGCGCGGCUGAUUAUCACCAUGAUCUAAAAACCGGUUUGUAUCAUCUGCACUACGAAGGCCGAGAAAUAAAAAAUGUUUGACGACUUGGACGUCCUUCUUGGGGAAACCGCAGCAUUGGGCGAGAGCGCUAAAGCGAAAAAGAACCCUCGACCACGAGGGAAUGAUAAAGCAAAGGAGGGCUGGGGAUUUGGCGCCUCAAGCUCGGUCGAGACGAAAAAGAAAGAUGGUAGGUUUCACGCUUUCUUGUGAUGAACAAUUAUUGAAUUUGAACUAGUUCCACCACUUAAGUCUAUUACGGCUAGUAGCAAAUGAAUGUACAGAAACAGAACCUAUGUGUUUCAUUUUCAGUUUCUAUUGUUUCACUUUCGUGGCUACUGUCGUUCCCGUCACCAGUGAGUAGUUGCUCUUGAAUCCGAGACGCUCUUAUUCAGAUCCAGCCGCUACUAGUCUCAGUCUCACCGCCACGCAGGAGAGUCAAGAUACACUUAUCAAAACGAGCUCGAAGCAUGACAGCUUCGACGAUGGGCCAGGCGGGGACGCCAUUCCGACUAUCUUAUGCCGCUUCUAACAUCACUUUUCUUGAUACACGACCUUAGGAGCUUGUUAAGGCAAAUGUCAUCUAUAAUUCUUUAUGUUUAUAGUACAAAGAGACAAGGUAAGUUAUAUAUAACACUCCUCUCCGCCCUUUGCCUUUCUUCUUGAAGUAGAUGCAGUUCCAAUAACUUCUUGGUCAGAAGCAGACCCAAGAACGGUCAGGAAAUAUUCUGAUGUAAAAAACGCCUUAUUUUGCUUCUAGGUGGUGCUAAUCACUCCUGAUCUCGAGGACAACGACAAUGACGACUUGACAGAGCAAAUCGCUGCGCCGCCGAUUGCUAAUGAUGCCCGGUUUUUCCAGUCUCUGCGCGAUCUAGAAAAAGAUUCAGCGGAAAAGAAACUGGUACUGGAAAUUGAAAUUUGAAGGGUCGAUUAUCUGCUCAUGUACUUCUGUUGCAGGUAUAACUGCAUUCGAAUCAUGGACGAGAAUUAUGACAAAAGCACCUCCACGUCUACACUCCGAUAUGGAACUGUUCUCAGAUUUUCAAAUAUCCUGAAGUUUUCUUAUCAACAACAUAAUGAUGUGUAAGUAUGUAUGUAAUUUUGUUUUUUAUGUAAUUUUGUUUCCUAGUUAGACGUGCUCCACCGGUAUUAUCAACAACAUAAUGAUCAGCUGCACACGUCGGCGCAACAGGGGGUGGAUUUGUCGGCGUUGAUGAGCGUGAUGACGCCAUACUUAAGGCUAGUUUUUCAUUACCACAUGCUCAAAUUACUGUUACCUAUGUAUCCUUUCUGUUGAGAAGAACGAUAUUACAGAAACAAGGAUAAACAAAGAUUACUGGAUCGGGGGAGGCACAUUCAAUGUUAUAUAUUUAUAGUAGAGUAAGGCCAAUAACGGGUUUCGAGUUGCCACGAGUUGCUCGAACUGCCGAAGCGAAGAGCUUCACUGCUGGAACGAGUUGCCGGGAGGUGUCCGCUCCAUCGAAAUGGAGCGAAGCAGGGCGGUGCGAGCACAAACCCAGCUGCUCGAAGUGGUGAACUGUAGGAGAGUGCUGCGCUUGGUGUUGCUCAUGAAAGGGGCAACCGGGUCCGAGGGGCUCCUGUGCCCCUUAUGACUUUUUUUCUGUAGCUUGCCGGCGGGCGUUUAUUAAAGCACAACCAAGGUGGCGAACGACUCUUCUCGUUGUUGUUUUUGUUUGGUUUCAGUGUCGCUGUGGCGUGUGGUGUCGUCUAGUCGGUGACGCUCUCCCUUUUUUCUUCGGAUGUGUUCCCAAUGAAUCCACUUUGGGGGUGGGAGCGAGUAGCCCCCGUCUGGCGUCUGCUUUAUAUGGCGGCGCGUCCAGCCUUGCUCGGGGGUGAGUAGACUAGAGAAAGCAGUAGUUGGGGGUGGGAGUUGGAAGUGGGUUAUCGCACUAGAUUCGUAGUCCUUACUUAGAUGUCGUAAGUAAUUAGAUGACCAAGCAAGUGGCUGAGAUGAGUCUCGAGCCCGAGACGGUUACUCGCUCCUGUCUCAAGGGUGCACUUCGAAGAAAGUCAAGGAUCAGAGACACGGCGCGCAGUGUCAUACGCUCCCGCUAAGGUUUCGCGGAGUCUCAUAAACCUGCGCCCGAAGGGCGCCGCGCAAAAAAUUAGGGUAGGCAACUCGAGCAACCCGAGCAACUCGACCCGAUACGGGUCAGCAAGUGCCUUACUCUAUUAUAGAUACAUACAUAGAUGUCCGCAAAGUGCUAGUUUUCACAUGUAGUUCUUGAAGCACUGUUCUGCUUCAAAGCUUAUCUGAAUACUCCAAAGAGUACUCUUCUAAAAUGUCAGCAGGUCUGCGAGGCAGAUGAUGUAUGGGACUACGGAUUCGUCUUCCAGGAGGUCGUGACCCACGUCAAUCAGAUCACGCAGGAUAAGGCAUCCACAAGUUGA